Messenger RNA from Moneuplotes crassus, 2097 nucleotides. Lineage: Eukaryota; Ciliophora; Spirotrichea; Euplotida; Euplotidae. The record is from the annotation of a GenBank genome assembly.
AAAAUGAGUAUUCAGAGUGAGAGCGUUGAUGAGAAAAUAACUGAGUUUCUAAACUAUUCCCCUCUUGAUCCCCUCGACUACGAAGAAUUUGAUCAUGAUAGGAGCGACUGGGAUAAUGUCCCUCUUAUAGUCACCAAGUUCAUCACCUAUUUGAGUAAGAACCUUCAAGGACUUGCUAAUAAAUGCAAAACGAAGUUUAGUGAGGAAGCAGCUAGUAGCGUCAGAGUUGACCUCCAGUUGCAGAUCGAUAAAAUGAACGAAAACCUCCUUGGAGACAAAUAGAGACUUAGGCAAAGCUCAACAGGAAUUUGAUUCAAAAAUCCAAAUCCUUGAAGAAAAGUUUCAAAACUUAAAAGAAAUGUUUAAAGAAUCACAGAAGUUCAGUGAGAGUAUGGCCACAGAUAAUAUGUAUGAUUUCAUACCUAUCCCAGCACAGGACCUAGACAUGACUUCCAGAUUUCCCUCUAUUAAGGAUCUGAAGGGAGAUACAAUAGAAAAAGAUAAGAAAAGCCAACUUUAUAUGGGCUCAAAGAUAAAACCAGAUGCUAAAAAUCCAAAUUUAGAGGUUUCAUGGAUGAAUGAUGAAGAAUUUUUAAACCCUGAAUUCUUCAAAGCAAGGAUGUUUACUUUAAACCAGAUUAGAGAUUUGAUAUACCUUCAUCUAUCCCGCUCUGAAUUGAGUAAGAAGAUGUCUAGGCACGAAACUCUUGUAGAAUACCACGACAAUGCAUUAUUCGACCAGGGAAGAGCCCAUAAAAAGUUCUGUGCAGAGGUUGAUUCUCGGUUCAAAGCCACGCAUGAAGAGCAAGAUAAAACUAAUACUGAAAUAUCUGAGCUGAUCCUUAGAUAUAACAAGAGAAUCACUGAUAUUAACCGAACUCUUUCAUCUGAUGCAAAGAAACUCUACAUGCUCAGGGAAGACUCUGAUUAUCUCCAGAAGCAUCUGGACUUAGCCAAGGCAAAAAUUGAACGGUUUAAUGAACAAAACAAGAAGGAAAGAGAGAUCUUAGAGCAGAAGAUCCAAACGCAGAAAAAUGGAAUAUAGCAGACGAAUUAGUUACAGCUAACAAGCGGGUUGAUCAGGAGAUAGAUAAUAUUAAAGAAUCUUUGACGAAGAAUAAGGAUAUGAUAUUAUAGAAGUAAUAGAGAUAACCAAAGGUACUAUAAUCGGAGAUGUAGACGAUCAUCUUGAAAAUAUGAAGCUCCAAAUGGACUCCACUAAGGAAGAUAUUGACAACUCUUUGAAGCAUAAUCAGGAAGAAGCUCAUAAGAAAGUCUCCAAAAUCAAGGAUAUUUGCUCUACCUACUUUGACAAGUACGAUAAGGUAAAUGCAGCUGUGGAGAAAUAAAUUUGAAAAAGUCAACAGCACUUUUGAAGAAUGGAAAGAAAAGGUCAUCAAACCUCUCAAUAUGAGCGAAGCCAGGCUCUAUACAGUUGAAAUUAGGCUCAAGGAAUUUGAAGGGAAAAUAUACACUAAUUUCGCACACUCCAAAGAGAUGUUUAAGAAGUUAAUAUUCGCACUAGAGCAAGAAAGCUUACCAACUAAGGCAUCUGUAACUUCUUCUAUACCAAAUGGUCUUGGACAAGCAAUCCAGGUGAACUCUGGGGAAGCUUCUCAUCAUUCAGGGAGUCAAGAAAUGAACCUUUUGUUCCUUAAGAGACUGCUAUUUAUCAAGAACGAAAUUGAUGAGCAGAUAUCUGAUGGCUCUGAGCAGGAGGAAAUAGAGAAGACUAGGAGAAUUCAGACGCCUAGUUUCCAUAUACGUAAGAAAGUGUCACAAAUAUCCACUGAUCUAUUCAAACCGAAACAAAGAGUAGCCACUGUCUCUGUGAGACAUAGGAAGAAAGACCUAAGAUCAAUGAGUCCACUAAAGAUGUUCAAGAAGAAAGACAUCAAAUCUAAGCAUGACUCUCAGAUCAAGCUAGACAUCUUUAAGAAAAGUAUGUACAGCGGAACCCAUCUCUUCGAGAAGGAGAAAAAAGGUUCUAUCAACCCUAAACAUGUUCAGAGUUUAAGCUUGCAUAUUGAUAGGAUUAGGAGAGAAGCAGCUCAAAGUUAUGACUUGAAAGAUAACUCAUCUCAAAUUCUUAACUAA